CCUUCUGAAGGGAAUGCCCAGGGCUUCUUGAACGAAUGAUUCAGAAGAUGGAAAAUCAACUCCUUCCUCAGAAAAGCCUACCUGUGUUAUGGCAGAGCCCCAGCCGCACCUCCUGGGGAACAGGUAUCAUCCUCGUCCUCCUAUGUGGACUGGGGCUCCUCCUGCUGCUACUCAUCCCGAGAACUCCAUCCUCACCACCUUGUAAAACAAGGAGGGUCACCAGGAAGGGUCAAGUGCAGAUGAGGAGGAGGACGAGGAGCAAGACAAAGAGCAAAACUCUGAAAGUCUACAGAAAUUGCCUGGAGAACCUGAAGGAGGCUCAAAGUAUCAUUUCCCUUCUGAAAAGCUAUGUGGGGAAGCUCCACGAUGACAGCAUUUCUCACCUUUCACACUGGCAUCUCCCGGGAGAUGAAUGCAAUCCAGCACCUGCUGGAAACAAGCAACCUCACCAGGAGACUGAGGAAGAUGUUUCUCCUGACACCUUGUCCACAUUGGCUUCCCUGGCUCCUCCAUCCCAGCCUCCUCCUCCCCUGGCCCCCUUCCUGCCAGAAGAACCUCAGGAAGUCCAGUCUGACAUGAAGAGAAUCCCCACAGGGCCUGUCUCAGAGAACUCUCCUCCACGGAACUCCUACUUGGCAUCUCUUGGCACGGCCAUCCCAGGCUUUGACCGCUUAAGCAGCUCUAUUUCACUCUUCUUCUGGUGGUGGCCAACUGCCAAGGCCUUGUUGCUCCUCACCUCACCACAUGGCAGGUGCCAGCAAGAGCAUCUUUCCUACCACCCACCAGAGGCCUCUCUCUGGGGAGAUGCCACACACAGGCAGGUAGAGGCUGGUGGCCCCUCUUUCAUCAGCCCUGCUGUGCAGGAGCUGCUAGAAAUGUCCAUCUCCAAGAGAGUAGAACUGAUGCUGAAAGCAGAAGAAAAGACUGGGUCACUCCUGAACCAAAGGCGCCCAAGCUACAUCCUGAAGUCUUUGGGAACUUUGUUGAGGUCCCUGAGUAACAAGCAGGCCGCCACCAUGCCACAACCCUUCUGGAACCUGGAAAACAAACCAAAACAGCUGCCAGAUCCUCAGCAUCUCUCUUAUUCAGAGGUCUUUGGGGAUGACCUAGAACAGAAAUACAGCCAGCUCUUUUGGGGCCUCCCCUCCCUGCACAGCGAGUCACUAGUGGCUGCAGCCUGGGUCUCUAACAAAAAACCUGUUUCACGAACUCCCACAGUUAGGUUCAAUACCAAUGUUACUACUCAGACUCAGUCUGCAGAUGCUCCACAGGUCUCCCAAGCCCAGCCUUUGCCCCCCUACCAAUCGACACAAUCCCAAUCUUUGACUACAAACUCUCCUUUUAAUCUAGGUCAGAUCCAUACCCAGCCCCAGCCCCCUUGCUCUUUCCCAAACCAACAAAGUUCCUCUUUAGUCAAGGGUAGGACCUGUAGAAUGACCUGUCCCACAUCUCAGGAUAAGGCUCGCUCUAUCAUCCCAACUUACAACGAAGAAAUGGAUUGGCCUCUGCAGAUGCCUCUUCACCGGCUGUGGGCUGCCCGUAGUUCUCUUCAAAAAAACCAGGAUGUUGCUGGCCAACCCAGCCCCAACCUUCCCCAGGACAGCUGGGCUUCCCGAAUCUGCCAGUGCAAUGCAAAAAAUAUACUUGAGUCCUCAAAAUCCUCCCAGCCCUUUGAUACUGCAGAUGAAAGAGACAAGGAUUUCCAGAUGAGAUUUGUGCUCCCAGGAAGACACUUUAGGAAGAAUGCAAAGAGAUCCCAUCUAGGUAAACCAAGAAAGGAUCUAGAGCAAGACAGACACGAGCAAGACCAUUUAUCCUCCCAUGUGAGCAUUCCGGAAGAUAUUAUGGGGUCAGAAAGUGACUUGACCAGACCCAGGAGGAGGGACUAUGAAGACUACAAACCUAAGAGCCCAGACCAGAAACAGAUGAAACAAAUCCUGAAAGCCCAUUUGGUCAAGAAAUUGUGGCAAAUCAAGGAGAACAGGAUUCCUGUGAGAGUGAGUCAGUCCUGGAUCACAGUAAGCCAUGCAUUUCCCAAGUCUGACACCCACUCAAAAUCCAGAAAGCUGUUAUCCUUGAAACAUCAGCAUCCUGGCGUGAACACUUCCCAGGAGCUUUACUUUCUUGAUUCCCUUACUCGACGCAUGCUGGAAGCACAUAUUAAAAAGUGUAGGGAGAAGCAUGGGUGGGACCUUGACUACAGCCAGGGCCUUCGUAUCAACUCAGCUGCAGCUCAAACUUUACACCAUCCGCAGUGUACCUUCCCCUCCUUGCUUGCCAAUAAGUCAGUGGCCAACGUGACAACCAACAUAGCUAGGUCCCUGGGAGACCCUCAAAAAGUCCGACUCCUGCAGGUUCCAACUCCUGGGGAAGGACCCAGGCUGAGACCAGAGAUACCGGACCUGCAGAGCAUGCUGCUGAGCUACCACCAGACCUACCACCAAGCUGUGAAUAGAGCUGUAACACUGUCACGGUGGCUGACAACGCCCCAGCAGCCCAACUGCGUGGCCAGCAGUUUCAACGGCAGCAGCUUGCCGCUUUUACAAGCUACACUGAGCUGUAGCACAGAGGCAGCGGUGGGUCGCAGCAGGCUAGCAGUGAGUGGCCACUGCCGCUCCCUGCCACGGCAGGUCCGGGCACAACACCACGCAGCCUCCUUGCCUAGUUGA
Ochotona princeps (American pika) is the source of this 2669-nucleotide messenger RNA. Its product is annotated as spermatogenesis-associated protein 31E1-like. The transcript is spliced from 5 exons. The coding region runs from base 36 to 2669 and encodes 877 amino acids. NCBI's taxonomy places the organism in Eukaryota, Metazoa, Chordata, Mammalia, Lagomorpha, Ochotonidae. The record is from RefSeq and is a predicted model, not a curated record.